CGACGUGUCAGUUUGACAGCUUCCUGUUAUUUAGCUAGCACAGAGCUCAGUGACUGGCGGUAUUUUAAGUAGCUUUGGCGAUUGCAAAUGGCUUCUUGUUCUUCGAGAAAAAUCGUUAUAUACCGACUGUGUUCUCUCGACGUUGAUAUUUUACCGGCUCUAACCACUUCCAGUGAAACCAGAAGCUGUUGUGAUGUCUGAGUCUAAGCCCCCCACUCCAACUCCUGGAGACACAUACAAGGGUUGGCUAUUUAAAUGGACAAACUACAUUAAGGGAUACCAGAGACGCUGGUUUGUUUUGAGCAAUGGACUAUUGUCAUAUUACAGGACCCAGGCAGAAAUGGGUCACACAUGCAGAGGCACCAUUAACUUGGCCACAGCCAAUAUUGCUGUUGAAGACUCGUGCAGUUUUGUCAUUUCCAAUGGUGGAGCACAAACCUACCACCUGAAGGCCAGCUCCGAAGUUGAGCGCCAACGCUGGAUCACAGCACUGGAGCUUGCCAAGGCUAAGGCUGUCCGUAUGCAGGCCGAAUCCGAUGACUCGGGUGAUGAUUGUCCCUCAGUGCCCCCCACCUCAGGACAGGGUGGAGGCUGCCGUAAUGCAGAAGUCCAGUCCACACUUCGAACAAUGACCAGCAAGGUGGAGGACCUCAGCACCUGCAAUGAUCUCAUUGUUAAGCAUGGGUCCGCCCUCCAAAGGUCUUUGUCAGAACUGGAGGGGAUUCGGGGUGGAGGGGAUAUGGGGGACAAAAUCAGACAAGUGACGGAGAGGGCCACACUGUUCCGAAUCACCUCGAAUGCCAUGAUCAAUGCUUGUCGAGACUUCCUCUCCCUGGCUCAGAAUCACAAUAAGCGCUGGCAAAAGGCCCUGCAGACUGAACGGGAUCAGAGGAUACGGCUGGAGGAGACACUCGAGCAGCUGGCCAAACAGCACAACCACUUGGAACGAGCUUUCAGAGGAGCCACAGUUCUCCCUCCUUCAUUCAGCAAUCCUGCCUUGGGUAACAAAACUGGUGUUUCAGGAAAAGGUGAUGCAAGCGAUGAGGAUGAUGACAAUGAGUUCUUUGAUGCUAUGGAAGACCCAGCAGAGUUCAUAACUGUUCCUGCUGACCCUAAGUAUCACAGGAGAUCUGGCAGCAACGUCAGUGGGCUCAGCAGUGAGACCGGAAUGGACGAUCAGUCUGUAAAUUUUGAUGAACAGUCUUUGGCGUCCAAUCUGGAGUCUCCCCAACCACUUGAGGUUGAGCCAGUUAGACAAAGGCGGACACGUAUCCCUGACAAACCCAACUAUUACCUCAAUUUGUGGAGCAUUAUGAAGAACUGUAUUGGAAAGGAGCUCUCAAAGAUCCCAAUGCCUGUUAAUUUCAAUGAGCCAAUCUCCAUGCUGCAACGUCUAUCAGAAGACUUGGAGUACUACGAGCUGCUGGAUAAGGCUGCUAAAUGUCAGAGUUCUCUAGAGCAGAUGUGUUAUGUUGCAGCGUUCACAGUCUCCUCCUACUCCACUACUGUCCACCGCACAGGAAAACCCUUCAAUCCUCUGCUGGGAGAAACGUUUGAGCUUGAUCGACAAAAAGAGUGCGGUUAUCGCUCCCUGUGCGAACAGGUGAGUCACCACCCGCCUGCUGCAGCUCACCAUGCCAUGUCUGAAAAAGGUUGGUCCCUCAGACAGGAAAUUACAUUGGCCAGCAAAUUCAGGGGAAAAUAUCUCUCCAUCAUGCCCUUGGGUUCUAUCCAGUGUAUAUUUGAAAAGAGCAACAAUCACUACUCUUGGAAGAAAGUCACAACAACAGUACACAACAUUAUUGUGGGGAAAUUAUGGAUCGAUCAGUCAGGGGAGAUAGAUGUGGUGAAUCACAGGACAGGAGAUCGCUGCCACCUCAAGUUUGCUCCCUACAGUUAUUUUUCCAGAGACGUACCAAGAAAGGUAACUGGAGUUGUAACUGAUCAAGAAGGAAAGGCCCAUUAUGUGUUGUCGGGAACAUGGGAUGAGAAGAUGGAGUUUUCCAGGAUAAUGCAGAGCAGUAAGGGUGAAAAUGGUACAGAAGGCAAGCAGAGAACUGUGUAUCAGACCCUCAAAGCCAAAGAAAUCUGGAGAAAGAACCCUCUACCAGAUGGAGCAGAGAACAUGUACUACUUCUCCUCACUGGCCUUGACUCUAAAUGAACCUGAAGAGGGGGUGGCGCCAACAGACAGUCGAAGACGCCCUGACCAGCGAUUAAUGGAAGAUGGACGCUGGGAUGAGGCUAAUGCAGAAAAACAGAGGCUAGAAGAAAAACAGCGUAUCACCCGUCGAGAAAGGGAGAGGGAAGCUGUGAAAGCAGCUAGUUCUCCAGAGGAAGCUGUCACUGAGGAUUCAAUCAAUGACUCACCCUUUAAAAGCACCCAUCAAGACAACUACCAAUCAAUGUGGUUUGAGAAGACGGACGACCCUGUAUCCGGAGAGACCCUGCAUGUCUACAAAGGAGGUUACUGGGAGACGAAGGACCAAGGCAGCUGGGACAUGUGCCCUAACAUUUUCUGAUCACAGGCUAAUCGGCUCUUUUUCAAUCCGUGGUGUGAGAAUGAGAAGAUGGUAAGAAGUGACCUGUCUUACACCAGCUAGAGUGGGGAAUCGAGCCUGAUAUCAACUUCUCUUCAAUGCCUUUGGCUUUAAAAGAUUGCACCCAUCACCUUCACUUCUGCAGCACAGAUUUGCUCAGGAUCAAGUGCAUGUGGUUUUCACCAUCAAUGUUGAUACAAUCUCCAUUGUGCUUGUAGAAACCUUGCACCUGAUCAGUGUUCAGAAACCAUACUCACUGCCUCUUUAAUACUAUCUUUACUUUGAUUUUUUUUUUAUUUGCAUGUUGUUCUGACCGUGUCUAUGUAUUUUGUGGAUUUACUGAUGUUGGGCAUUUUUCAUGUCUCACUCGGACAUAGUGAACCACCAAGUUGCAAUCCUUGUGUUGCUUUAUUUUGGAAAGACUCUUCCCUUAUGCAGCACCACUGGAUAGAUUAUCAAACGCUCGCAUAUUAACGUUUCCCCUACACCAGUUUGAGACCACAUCAAAAGCAUUCAGUGUUUAUUAUUUUAUUUAUUUUUUUAUAGUCAUCUUUCAUAUAGACCAAUAUGUGAAACUGGGUUUCUCUUUAAUUCUCUUUCUUUAUUCCAUAUAUGAAUAUAUGGACAUAUUGAAUACUAUUAAUAACUGAAUUACAGGGUCAAAAAACAUGCAGAUUUGGGGAUUAGGCAAAUUGGGCACUCUAAAUUGACUGUAGGUGUGAGUGUGGAUGGUUGUUUGUCUCUAUGUGACCCUGUGAUGGAUUGGUGACCUCUCCAGGGUGUACCCCGCCUUUCGCCCUAUGUCAGCUGGGAUUGGCACCCGCGAUCCUCAUGUGGAGGAUAAAGUACAAAAAAAAUGACGAAAACAUAAAAUAAGAAAAUACUUUUAUACUCCCACUUCCCAUUCCUACAAGAACCAGUGUUUGGUUUUGUUGUUUUCCUUCAGCAAAUCAUUUUAGAGUCUAAAUGUUUCUCAUGUCUCAUUUAAUGCAACAGCACGAUUAUAAUGUGUUUCAGUCUAAGUGUGUUUAAAAGUUUGCCUCCAUUUAAACUCUACUUUCACUUUCAAAGUAAAUAUUGACACUCACAAUGUGAACCUGAUUAAAAUGUAGAGCAGAAGGGCCGAGCUCAAGAUGGCACAGGGUUGUUUUUGAACUUCUACUGACACAGUGAUCAGUGAAGUGAAAUAUGAGGCAAGUGUUUUUGUCUUCCUGUUUUAUUUCAAACAUGGAUCGUAGCUUUAAUGUCGUGUCGGGAUAUUUUAUUAUUUGCGUAUUAUUAGUAUGGAUUUUUUUUACAGACCGCAAUAACAGUGCCUCGAGGUUUGUGUACACAAAAUGGCUCACAGUGAAAUAGGAGGACAGUGUGAAGGUAGAAAGCUGUAACUUAAAACCAUGAAUUCUGUGUCUGUGUUUGUCUCCGCUGCUGUUUGUGACAUCAGGUGGAAGGACUGUGUGGUUGAUGAAAAUCUAAAUUUCAUUUUAUAUUCAAGUGUACUUAGAAGGAGAACACUGAAAAAUGAUGAUGAGAAAGUAUAAUGUUGCAAAUAUUUAUGUGUAAAUAGUGAAAUUAUUGUGAUAUUAACUGUUUUUGUUGAGAAUACAGAAUCAAAAGGCAGGGAUGCACUUUUAUUGAUUUCUCUUUCUAAUUUUUAUCUUAUCCACUAUGAAUACAUUGUUAUUUCUCAGCUGUGUGUACCGUUUUACCCCAACUCAUCCUGUACCACCUAGUUCAGCUUUAUAUAUUCAUAUUUUCAACUUUUAAUGGUUUAGAUGUCACAGAAUUGGUCCAUUGUUUUCUUUUCAUCAUGUCUUCGUUCUAUUGUCAUAUAUUCUUGAUUUUUAAGCAUUGCUUUUAAUUUUGUUAUUUUUUUUUUCAAUUUAUGUUUUUGUUUUUGCCCUAGUGUGGUUUUCAGAAUUGAUUUAUGUUUUUGCUAAAAAAAAAAAAAUUAUCUGAAGGUGUAAUUGCACUUAGGUUCAUUACAUCAAUCCUACCUAAUUUCGA
Messenger RNA from Solea solea (common sole), 4543 nucleotides. Its product is annotated as oxysterol-binding protein 1-like. Gene Ontology annotation, molecular function: sterol binding. The record is from RefSeq and is a predicted model, not a curated record. Gene Ontology annotation, cellular component: membrane; intracellular membrane-bounded organelle; cytosol. Lineage: Eukaryota; Metazoa; Chordata; Actinopteri; Pleuronectiformes; Soleidae. Bases 194 to 2521 code for a protein of 775 amino acids. The transcript is spliced from 17 exons.